Bombina bombina (fire-bellied toad) is the source of this 579-nucleotide messenger RNA. RefSeq names its product TNF superfamily member 8 (gene TNFSF8). The transcript has 3 exons. Gene Ontology annotation, cellular component: membrane. Bases 1 to 579 code for a protein of 192 amino acids. Gene Ontology annotation, molecular function: tumor necrosis factor receptor binding. Gene Ontology annotation, biological process: immune response; CD8-positive, alpha-beta T cell differentiation. NCBI's taxonomy places the organism in Eukaryota, Metazoa, Chordata, Amphibia, Anura, Bombinatoridae. The record is from RefSeq and is a predicted model, not a curated record.
AUGAUCACGACAGUGUGGUUUACAGAGCUUGUGUCUACAUCAUUGAACUCACGUUCACAAAGGCGCAAUCCUGUCUACAAGUUAGAUAAUGUAGGCGCAAGCUUUAUAAAACACGAUCCAAACGUUAAGUGGGGAAACUGGACACAGUCUCACUACAGAACAGUCACUGCUCAACUUCGCUUGUCCAUCAAGCAAAGAAGUAAUUCUUCAACAGUUUUAUGGAAUAAAGAUGGUAUUUUAAAAGGCAUUGAUUAUGAAAAUGGAAAUUUUACUAUUCAAACCCAGGGUCUCUAUUUUGUCUACUGUCACCUGCACUUUAACAUAAAUAACUGCUCAGAUGAAGAUCAAGACCUUUGGACAAAGUUGAAUGUGAACGGUAAAGAGAAGUAUCAAGUAUUGUACACAGUCGCCAAGCAACAGGACUGUAACAUUAGACACAAAAACUUCAGAGAUCAGCAUUUGAAUUUACAAAUAAACCUACAAGUAUCUGACAAUGUCUCAGUUGAAACAAGUCAUAUUCAUUAUCUUAACAGAAAUUAUUUGGCACAGAGCAACCUUUUUGGAGCGUUUCUGUUAUAA